Molecule: messenger RNA, 549 nt
Organism: Sphenostylis stenocarpa
Lineage: Eukaryota; Viridiplantae; Streptophyta; Magnoliopsida; Fabales; Fabaceae
Source: the annotation of a GenBank genome assembly
AUGAAGAAGACGGGAAAGAAAACCAAACCAACGGUGGCCGAUCUCUUGAAAACACCGUCGCCGGUGGCUUCACCAGAGGCGGAUUCUCCAGCGAUUUUUACGAGAACGGCUUCCACCUCCAAGGGCGCGAAGAGAGUUGCUCUCGCCACCAGAUCUUCUCCACCUCGCAGUCACAGAGCGCCGAGCAACAUCUCCGACCUCAGAAACUUCGCCUCUUCCGGCAUCGGAGAUCUCAAGCGUCGCAUCGAUCGCUCUCACUCCGAGUUCCUCAAGGAUCUCGAGGCUUCAAACACGCGUCUCCACAAACGCUUCAAGAUGCAGACUCAAGCAUACCAGCAAGUAAUGGAUGAAGCAGAGACGGAAUACAAAAAGGUUUCUGAACGGAUAACGGAAAGCCGAGAUGCAAUGAAGGCUUCUUAUGAGGAGUUCAUGGUAGAAGCACAGGCUAGCGCAUCCCGUGCGUGCAAGACUUCUAUCGUCGAGCUUUCGCAGUCGUUUGAGAAGGCAAUUGACUCUCUACGAAAACGUUAUGGAAUUUCAUCAAAUUAA